Columba livia (rock pigeon) is the source of this 7132-nucleotide messenger RNA. It is a transcript of the gene CFAP92, whose product is annotated as cilia and flagella associated protein 92 (putative). Lineage: Eukaryota; Metazoa; Chordata; Aves; Columbiformes; Columbidae. Bases 402 to 3812 code for a protein of 1136 amino acids. The record is from RefSeq and is a predicted model, not a curated record. The transcript has 18 exons.
GGCGGGGCUGUGAGGGAGCGGCCGGGGCUGUGAGGAAAAGGCCGAGUCGGGUCGGGGCGGCGCGGCGGGGCUGUGAGGGACCGGCCGGGGCUGUGAGGCGAGGGCGCUCUGGCAGGGGAGCGGUUCUCCGGCCGCUGAACUGAGGCGGCCCCCGGCGGCGGAGCGAUCGGUCUGCGGUACCGAGGGUGUGCGGCCGAGCCCCGGGCCCUCGGCGGCGCUGGCGGCCCCGGGCGGCCGUUGUAGCCGUUAUGGGCGCGGGGUUGGCGCCAGGGGCCCGCCCGUGCGGCCGCGGCCUCAGCGCUGGGCUGCUGGGUUUCUCGCUUUUCUGAACAUAAACUCCUUCCGAACUCAGCUUUCCUCCAACGUCAGCCUCUGAACCUGCUGCCUGACCCCACCUCAGGAUGGCAAAGCAAGAAUGUAAGAAUUCAAAAACAGUGGAAGAAGAGGACGUGCAGGAAGAUGAUAAAGACCAGAUGGCAGACCUGAACACAAUCUGCUCUGAAAGCACUUUUGAAGCUGAAACCCCAGAAGCUGUUGCGGGUGGUGGGCCGCUGAGCCCAGAGGGGGAAGGCAGCAGCCUCCUCCCGUCUGAAGAAGCUUGUGUGGGACCAGAUGGCUCCCACACCGUGACCUGCACGUUCACAGUGUCACUCGCUGUCCCUGCCCUGCCUACGGGACAAAUGCGAAAGAAAUCCAAUCUCCCUGAUAUGCAAGGAGAGAGAAUUCAAGCUGAUGAGUCAGGAGCUGUUCCAAGCACGCAGCGUUUCUAUCACAUUGAAUACUUCCUUCUACCAGAUGACCUUGUGCCUAGACAAGUGAAUUUGGGGUUGUUUGGGGUGGCUGCACAGCUAUUUACAGAGUCUGGUUCCAAGGCUAUUACACCAUGGUUUGAAGAUGACAAGAUGUGGAUAUCAUGGAACCAUAGUGUUGAUAUCGCUGUCACUAGUGAAUAUCUAAUAAAACUAAAAGAUCACAAAAUAAUAUUAAAAAUCUUGGAUACCAAGGACAAAGCUUUCUCAAAAAUGAAGCUUAGUAAACCAAAAGUUGUUUCUUCACUAGAAGAGGACACAGAGGCUCUUGCUGAGGUAAAACAUGCAGUGCUAUUGCAAAGAAAACUCUUUGAAGAGAGUCAGCCAGCACCCAGCUGUACAAAAAUCAGAGCAGCGAAGAAGAUUCUUCAGACCAAGGCACAAGAAGAUUCUUCAGCCCUUCCUGUUGAAGCAGAAGAAACUGAGCUGAAUGGACUAGAGACAUCUAAUUGUGAUUUACCACCUGCAUCAAGGACAGAUAACUUCUGUUCAGUGAGAAGUGAGAUAUUUGAAAGAAACAGAUUUCUGGAUGAGGCCUUUCUGCCAGAGCAGAACAAAACCACCACAAAAGGUAAAGGAGCUUCUGUUCCUAAAGGAGGUUCUGUUCCUAAAAGACGUGAUGCUGCCGUGGCACGCAACAUUGCUUCACUACAGUUGAAUCUCCUGCCUCUCCUUGCAGGAGAAAAAUCUGUGAUCAGUCGCCUGGCAGAAAACAAUCCUGAAGUUUUAGAUGCUUAUUUGACUUUCACUGUGGAAACACCUCUUCUGUCUGAAAGACAAAAACGUGAAUUGAAUCCCCUGGUUAUAAGGAUUAAAUCAGCUACCUGCCUCCCAAACACACCUGUACCAAUAGAAGUGCUGCAGAGGUUGUGUGUUCCCACCUACUGCAAAUACAAAUUUCACAACUUCCCACCUCAUCGAACUCAUGGACAGGUCCAUGGAACUCACGUCUACUUUAAGGAUGUUAAUGUACUUCUAACGGGGACAAUGGCACCUGGGGAAUUACAGCGGUAUCUUAGAGGUCCACCUUUGGAGAUCGAAGUUCAUGACCGGGAUAGAAAGAUGAAAAAAACCACCAAAAAGCCAUGUUUGUUUGGGGAGGAUGAGGCAGAUGAAGAAGUGGGCAAGGUGAGCUUCCUUGCUUGCACAUCCACAAUCUGUAAUUCUUUCAUGGAGAACAAACUGUGGCAUCCCCAUGGGGUAGCUAAAAUCAGUCUCACUGAUUUAUUGUUGGGUAGAAAGUACUUGGCUAUCCGUGCUUCCGUCCAUAAUUGUUCAGUUCCAGAUACAGCUGUUUUCAGCAUGGGGGAGGAAAAUGGAGCAAUAACAGAGUCAGUGAGUAAUUGUUCCCCACUACCUAUGGGACAUUAUCUAGAAUCAGACUCACUUUUGAAAGUAAGAGUGGAAAUAGCUGUGCCAUUGGGAAUGGAUGCAGAAAGUGAUGACGCUCAAGCCACAAAUUGCCCAUAUGGUUGUAUAAUCUAUGUUUUUGACUACAAAAAUUCAUCGUUAUUGUAUGAUCUGGUGAAAGAGAUUACAGAAAUCAAUGCUGAAGCCCUCCAGCUGGACUGCUGUCCUUUACACUCGUUUGGAAUGGCUCUUGCCGCAUUAAAACUGCAAACCACGCUUGAGGAAGUUUCUGAGUUGGAUAUUGUUACUGGUUUUCACUUAGUGGAUGGAGCAACUCAUCUCUUUGUCUUGGAAGGAUUAAAAGACAAAGCAAUCAAGAAACUAUGGGAUAAACACUUUGAAAGGACUCACAGACAUGGACAACUGAAAAUACUGUAUAACUCGGGCCUGUCCUUCCCUCAGCGCCUGUACACAGAGCUGAAAGCGAUCUUCUACCAUUGGCGCCUCUGUCAGCCCCUGUUCGCCAUCGCAAAACAGCCUCUGCUCUAUGUCAGGGGAAUCGUUCCUCGGGCCUGUUUCCAAGCCUUGUCCAGGCUCAGUUACCUCUGUCAGAGUAAGAGGUUGAGGGAUGUAAUUUGCGGGGAUCUGCUGCCCUCAGCAGAGAUGGUCACAGCCUUGAGUGCCAAGUACGGAGUUCCCCUCGCUGAUGAGGAUCUCUUCCCUCAGAAACCUCCUUCGCUCUCGCUUUCCUCUGAUGAUUAUGCAGUACCAGGAAAAGUUAGAGGAGUGAAACAGGCAGUAUGUGUUUCAUUAGAUAACGACAAUGAAAAGUGUGUGCAGCGGAAGGAAGAAAUAGCAAGGAAAACAUCUUUUGAGAGAAGCCGUAGGGCUGCCAUGGGUGCUCUAUGCCAACUCAAAGGCAAGACGAAAAAGCCAAAGUUUGAAACUUUCCGGAUUUCUCCCGUCGAUGGGAAAUCUGUCUUUAACUACAGCUGUCAGAGCCUGAAUUCUGCAGAACUCGCAAAGAAGCAUCUUCGCCAGGAACUGGCAAAGGAACCAAAGAAGAUAUUCACUUAUUGUCCUGAGUAUCUGUCAGCCACAUUUGAGCCAGUGGAUGUGGUUGCUGCCUCUAAGGAAUCCUCUGCAAAAUCCAAGAGUAUGUGGCUGUCACCGGAGGGAUUUGUCGUUCCUGGGUUGAAGAGCAGCAUCAGGAGCACCCUGCAGCCUCUGGUGCCUGGAGGGGCACGUCGGGAGGAGUUACGAAAGAAAUGGCAGGACGCUAACGUGGAGCCAGUGUUGUCACGAGACAGAUGGAGCUGGGACAAACGGCACAUUGAUUUUGAGCUUUAUAAGAAGCCACCUGAGCUCUUCAUGACAACAGCCCCGCUGACGGACACGAAGCAGAUUGUGCGGGCCGGGCUGGAUGGUGCCGAGGUGAAAGCCCCGCGCUGCCCCGCAGCAGCCGAGUUCCGCGCGCGGGGGCCGAGGGCCGGGCUGCAGCUGCAGCACCUCCGAGGGCUUCCGAAAGGUGAACCUCUGGAAUCCUCGGUCAGGAAGGCAGGAGCAGUUUUGAAGAAGGCACCAUCAGCAGGAGCAGGAGGCGGCACCACCCCCCUCAGGCAGCAGAAGAGCCUUCCCAGAGCGAUGCAGUAGCGCCAAGUUACUGGGGAUACCGCUCCUGAGCCUCAGAGUUGGGACGACCCCACACCCACAGCUGAGCAGGAGAUGGUUUUGGUAAUAAAUCCAGGAGUGUGUCUCAGGGCCGGUGAAGUUAAUCAGUUUGCAUUUGUCUAACACUUAUUUGUAGCAAAUUUUCUUGUCCUGUAGUGUAACUGUUACCAUGAAACUUUAAAUGAACUACUAUCCAACCACCUGUGUGCCAAACUUUCACUUCACUGUCAAUAGAAGGACAAAAUGUUGUUAUUAUAUGUUAUUAUUUAUGAAUGAUUAUAUGGAAAGAGUUUGGGAAGAACUGCAUGGUAUUAGCAGGUUUAAGAGAACAUGCACAUUUCUCAUUCUUUCAUAAAUGCGUGUGUAUGCGUUAAAGUAUUUUGAACUCUGACAGGCCACUGCUGUGGUUCCUGCCCCCAUCCGUUCAGAAACGUUCUGCUGCGCUGUACUUCUAAGGGAGAGUUUCCUGGGAUAGAUAGAUACAGGUUCCUAACCAAUGUGGAGUGUUGUUUGGGGUGUAAGCUCUUUGUCACUGAGGUUCUGCAGAGCCGGGGGCAGGAGCGCUCUCAGGGCCGCGUCACCCUCGUGCACGUUCCGGAGCUGAGGGGACAGCUGGCUCACUGGGAAAACACACAGCAGCCUUGUGAAACAUGCAGAGGCUGUGACGUGAGGAAGGGCUGAGGCUGGAUUGUGCCUCUUCAUCACAAAACACGUAGUGAAGCAGAAUGGUCGUAACUACUGCGUGUUACGCUACGUGAUCCAAGCAGCGCAGAUAUUAAAUGGCUAGGGCUGGUAGCAAAGCACUUACUUCGUGGUCGUGGUUUCUUAGGCCGAUACUGAUAGAGCGGCUGGCUCUGGAAAUAGCUGCUGUCAUUGCGUAUAAAUUAAUGACAAUAUCUGCCACCCUCUUCAGAACCAGCUGCUCAUCCACUAUUGUCUAGAAGAGUAAAAAUUAUUAUUAGCUUGUAGUUUGUCAAUUUAAGACUUUAACCAAACAUUUAGAUUGGAUCGUGGGAACAAUUUCUUCCCAAAGGGCUGGAGUCACCAUCCCUGGAGCGCUGGACAGAUGGAGAUGAGGCUCUCAGGACACGGGGCAGUGCCAGGGGUGGGGGAACGGUUGGACUCGAUGAUCUUGAGGGGCUUUUCCAAACAAAAUGAUUCUGUGAUUUUUUUUCACAGUUUUAUUUAGGUUCAUACUUACUUAGCAUAGACAGGUAAGUUGUUAUAUUGAAUUCUACCCCAAGGAAAAAAGUUUUGGAUUAACUCUCCUCCACCUUCUAACAGUUUUGGAUUAACUGCACUUAAACUAUGUUUUGGAUUAACUACGUAUGUUCCACCUUGUAACAGUCUGUCUGCAGCCAACACUAAAAUUGCUGUGUCUUGAUACCACUCUGGUAAAUGCCAAAGAUCACAGAAAUUAAAGACCAAAUAUAUUCAGGCUGUGCAAAAGACGUGUCAGCUGAGGUGGGCGCUCCCAGAACAACCAGACUGGCACAGAACGGAAAAUCCAUGGGAUUCUAAGUUCAGUCCCUCCUCUUAACUACAGCACCUUGCAGGGCAGAAUUCUAGAUUUGUUGGCUGUACAGUUUGGAGGAACAGCAUAAAAUGGUUACGGAUAAACUAGUCAGGAAUGAAGAGAACAGCAAAAAUAAGUUACCUUGCCAAACCUACUUAGCAGGCCUCUCACUGUAGUUCCAAAAUAAUAGAUGUUUUCUUCAAGUUUCUUGCUGCUUUCCUAUGAAACAAAACAGAAAAUACAAGACGUGAGUAGCCGGCCUUCUAAGGGGAAAAAUAAAACUAAAAUCACUGUUUCUAUGCAGCCCUGGGGUCCUGAACUCCAACUAAUAGUGAAUUUUCUCUUGACAACAACUUUCUACCAUUCAUCCAGUUUGCUGCUGGAAGGCAGAAAGGCACUACUCUCUUCUAUAAAAUAUACAUGAAAAUGCUCAAAAUGUUACUUUUGGUAACUUUUUAGUACAGUCUUUGUGCUCAUGCAAGCAAUAGUUUGAAAAAUUCCUAUGCAACAUUUAGUUCUGCACAGCAAACCUAAUUCUUACUCCAAGUGCUGCAGGUUAUGAAAAACCCUGAAAAGGAAGAUUAUCUGGUACUACUGUGUGAAUUCACCAACACUCUCAAACUCUGAUUUUAAGUAGGAAGAACAUUUCCAGUGUCAUAUUUGCCUUUUAUUAAUUCCUAAACUCAACUAAUUCACAAUGCUGAUUCUUGUAAUACGAAUGUAAGUAAGCUAUUCAGGGGAGAUGGGCCUCCAGCUGUCAGCGUGGUCAGAACCGCUGCAGGUGCGACGAUCCACCCGCGUGUGAGCUGACCCAAAGGCGGUGCCUGUCGUGACCCUCCUGAUGUGAAUGGACCCGUAUUAAGAGGUCCUCACAACUCCCCUUACCUGUGUGCCUGAACCAGCUGUCCUGGGGGCAGGGGCUCUGACACUAAAACCCAGCUUGGUGCAGUUUUCAAAUUGCUAACAAAACAUCAUAGGAAAAAGAUACUGCACCAUUUUCUCUUAACAGAACAUUCAGCUUUGGUCAUGGUUAUUUAUGUUGUUUGCAUUCUUAGCUAAAAAAACUGUGCUAACAGAAAAAAUACUGUGUUUUGUAACCGAGCUUAUUAUGAAGGGCAGCAACAGACCACUGCAAAGUGGAUACUGUGAGGUCUCAAUUUCUAUGAAUUACUACAAUGGCUACAAAUAUAGACUUAGCUAUAGAUAUUCUAUGUGUACACAGCAAGGUAAAAUGAAGACUGCUCUAAGUCCUUACCCCUGCAAUGGUAUAAACAUCUGCUGAAAUGUGUCAGUGUCCCAGGUGUCACCCUGGCCCUGUUGGCCCCGUACCUGCAGGCUGGGAUGGGCCACCCCGCGAUCACCAACCAGCCCAUAAUCCACCUUCCUGCCCAUGGUGUCCCGUAACUUGGCCAGGAACUCCCCCAGCGCCAGUCCCACGUUGCCUCUCUUGAUUUCUCUGCAACAGAGGGUGAACAACAGCUGGCAAAGGCCACUCCUGGUUUGCACGGGAAGUUGCAGGAGGUUCAGAUAACCAGUUGAAACAUUAAGUGCUUUAUAUAACCCCUGCAGUCUGCCUAUGAAUCAUCAAGUCUUUUGAGCCAUUUUACUAUGAACAAUUAUAAAAUAUGUGACAUAGUUCAUGGUCAGUUCCUCUCGAAUAUACAAUAAGUUCCAGAGAUGAGUAUGUGUACUCAGUAUAUGUGCAACACAGCUGUCUUUCUUACCAAUAAAACUUUGAUAUAAAAUCUUAAUAAAACUUUAAUUUAUAAAAUAAUAUAAAAACUUU